AUGCCGACCAAUAACACAAAGACAAAGCUAAUUAUUGUACCUUGUCAUUCGGUUUGGAAUUUUGCUGAACCAAGUAAGUCAAAUUCAAAAUAUCAUCUAGGAGAAUCUCAAGAUCAAUGGUCAUUAGCUCCUUUCCAGUAUGAAGGAAAUGACCACAUCUCCUUUAUCAAACAUUCCUUACGUGCGAUUGUUGAAUUAAUUAAUGAUAUUGAUGAUAAUAUAGUUAUAUUUAGUGGUUCACAAACGAAAUUAGAAUUAGGUCCUAUGUCAGAAGCUCAAAGUUAUUAUUUUUUAACAUACAAAAUAAUUCAGUAUUGGAGAAACGCAGAUGAACUUCCUAAGAACUUCGAUUAUGAGAUACUUGAUUAUUUAAAAAGCAUUUCUUUAUAUGUCGACUCUAUCGGUGGUGAUUUGGCUAAACUUUUCAAUCCACGCAAUAUUUCCACAGAGGAAUUCUCUUUAGAUUCAUUCGAUAAUCUACUAUUUUCUAUAGCAAGAUUUAACGAAAUUUUCCUUAAUUAUCCAAAGGAUAUAAAAAUUGUUGGAUUUGGUUUUAAAGAAGAAAGAUUUAUAAAUUAUCAUGCUAAAGCAAUUGAUUUCCCACAAAACAAAAUAAACUAUGUAUCUAUUGGUCCAGAACCUUCAGAUUAUACAGAGGAACAACUAACAGAAUAUUUUUUCAAUAUUAGUAAGGCAGAAAAUAAAAAUGCUCUUAAUUAUUUUGCCAAGGAUUGGUAUGGCACUUGCCAACCAUUAAGAAAAAAGAAAGAUGAUCGUAAUCCCUACAAUAGAACUCCCCAAUAUGAAAUUUUGAAUAUGCUGUUAUUGAAGAGCGAAAUAACUAAUUGUGAAUCACAUUUUAAUUUAUAUAUUAAAGGUAAAAUGCCAUGGUCUAUGCGUAAUUGA
This is a messenger RNA of Maudiozyma saulgeensis, 906 nucleotides long. The record is from the annotation of a GenBank genome assembly. NCBI's taxonomy places the organism in Eukaryota, Fungi, Ascomycota, Saccharomycetes, Saccharomycetales, Saccharomycetaceae.